This is a messenger RNA of Mesocestoides corti, 318 nucleotides long. Lineage: Eukaryota; Metazoa; Platyhelminthes; Cestoda; Cyclophyllidea; Mesocestoididae. The record is from the annotation of a GenBank genome assembly.
AUGAUUCAGUUGAAAAAGUUCCACACCAACGAGGAACUCACGAUAAACUUUCGGCCCACGACAGUAGUCUAUUAUCAGUUAUCAUUCAACUUCGAUUCAGGUGAUAUGGCGAGAUAUGAGUACUGGCGUAAGACAUCAGAUGCUGUGGUCGUCAAGCAAUUGGGUUGCACCUUACUAAUCGCAAUGAAAGAUGUCUCUGGAGCUGGCUUUCUUCGUAGGUACGCCCUCAUUAGCGGAGAAAGUCGUAAAAACGUCGUCACCGCCUACAACACUUUUCGAGCCACUUUUAUUAACUUGCCGGAAUAUGAAGGAGAAUGA